UGGCUUCAUGAGUCAGUCUUGGAACAGAUAUGAAGAACAAGCUCAGUUGGCGGUCAAGAAAAAUCCAUUUUAUUUCCAACUUGUGGCAGAAAUCGCCAAUCAACCCAAUCAUACAGAUAUUCGAGGGGACAUUGCCAUUGAUGAUAUCUUACUCUCUGUAAAGUGCCAGCGUUACCAGGGAGAGUUUUCAACCACAGAGGCUUCUUCAACUCCGGGAGUCGAAUGCUUAACAAAUGAAUUCGAAUGCUCUCCAGGCGAAUGCAUUUCCCUCGAAAAAGUAUGUGACUUCAACCAGGAUUGCCAAUCAGGAAUGGAUGAGAAAGACUGCGGCUCUUGCAAUUUUGAAUAUGACCAGUGUGCAUAUGGGGAUGCUAGUGCCGUGUUUUACUGGGAACGACGCUCUCCUUCAGAAGAUCAGGGACAAGGACCACCUGUGGACCACACCUUGGGAGAAGAAGGCCAUUUCAUGACCACUUUGCAAACUGAAGGCGAAUUGAACAGUCAAGCCACUUUAGCCAGUCCAAAGCUCGCCAAAUUGCUCUCUUUGUGUCAAGUUAGGUUUUGGUAUUUUGUCCCCGAUGUAGAAGACUGCCAUCCAUCUCUUGAACUGUCCAUUGGAAGCAAUGAUGAUGACACCCACCAACUGAUGCAUAUUAAAGAAAUGUCCCAAGGACAAUGGACCCAGGAAGCAGCGAGCUUGGGCCACCACGAUCCGGGACAAAAACUGGCUUUCAAGGCCUUCAACGGAUGUGCAAAUCAAAGCCAAGUGUGCCCGUGCAGUGUUUCCUUAGACGACUUGAAGCUUCAAUCUUGUAACCAAGACGUCUCUGUCUUUGAUUGCACUUUUGAUCAGGGUGACUCAUGCCAAUGGACUGAGGAGCAGAGUGAAACUGGAGGGUGGACCAUCACCAAUGAGACCUAUUCUGACCAUACCACAUCCAACGGUAUGAUGGCCACUCUCAACCUCAACACCGAGGUGGGUGCAGAGGCCAUUUUGAAAUCACCCUCCUUACCACCAAACGCUCGGUUUUGCCUCUCCUUUUGGCUACACAUGUAUGGCCAAGCACCCGGUUUGUUGAGAGUAGAAUUGGAAAGCGACAUCCCCAAUGACGAGGAGGCUGUGGUUUUGUGGGAGAGGUCUGGGAGUCAAGAUCAGACUUGGAUCGGCAUCCAGAUCCUAAUACAAAGCCCUUGGCCAUCACGGAUUGUCUUCCUUGGUGUGGGAUCUGAACCUGGCUCAACCGAUGUCUCUGUGGAUGACUUUAAGCUGUCCAAUGGCGCCUGUCCCAAACAAGAGACGUGUACCUUCGAAAUUGGCUAUUGUGAUUGGCACCAUGCGAAUUCGAGCUUUUCUUGGACUCGAGACUCGGCGUCCCAUGCCUUGGACCCCGUCCCACCCAACGAUCACAGUUUGCAGACAGAUCAAGGACACUUUUUGUACUUGGACAGCUCAGAGAGCGAAGUUGGGGCUUCGGCCAUUCUCAGAUCGAGCUCUCGAAAGCAUGAAGGAAAGCAUUGUAUCAAAGUAUGGUACUUUAUGAGGUCAAUUGUUAGUGAACUCUCCAUCCUACAAUUGGACAACGAGAACAUCACCGAGCUCUGGAAAGAUAACUUGGACCAUGGGAACUUGUGGCGGUUGGCCUCGGGCACAUUAGACGGAAAUCUAUAUCCCGACGGUUAUUGGAUUGACAUUUUAGGACUCACUGGGAGCAACGACUCCGUUCUGGCCAUUGACGAUGCUGAAGUCAUCGAGGGCUCUUGUCCUCCUGCCGGUCAUUGCAACUUUGAGCGAGAUCUUUGCGGCUGGAUCAACAACCAAGAGAACACCUUCAAUUGGCUUAGAUACACGUCUUCCGAACCAUCCUCAGACGGGAUAUUUGGACCGCCUUUGGAUCACACUUACGGCUCGACGGAGGGACACUCUUUGGUGGCAAAUAUGAAUGGUCAGGAGGCGGGGAGCCAAGCCGAACUCUUCUCCGAUGCAUUUGAGUCAACGAAUCAAUGCAUCUCAUUUUGGUACCAUGCCCAUUUAGCUCCGAACUUGACGAUUCGCGGGGCCGUCAUCGAAAAGGAUGUGACUCUUGAAUUUCUAAACUUAAAUGUUACUUUGGAAGAAUUGGAAUCUUGGACCCAGUUGUAUAGGAAAAUCAAAUUUGAUCCAGAGCAAUCGCCAUUGCACGAAGCGUUUGUUAGUUUGACUUUGGUGUUAAACCAAACACCUGAUUCUAAGAGCAACUCAACUUUUGCUAUUGACGACAUUACCCUGGGCAAAUCAUGCGACGAAUUCAUGCCUACCACAACGACUACUACUACAACGACAUCGACAACGCCCUGGCCGAAUCUGGCCGAUUGCGACUUUGAGGAAGAGAACGAUCCAUUCUGCCAAUGGAGGCCAUUACAAGAGAUUGAUCCCAAUGCAGAGUUCAUUGCGUGGAAGAAGAUGAACCGGUCCACUCCCAACAUUGGUACUGGUCCACCCGCUGAUCACACCUUGAACUCGGGCGAAGGCCAUUAUGCAGCCGUCCUUUCCUACAGUGAUACCGAAGCUCUUGACGUCCAUGCAACUUUGAUCAGUCCAGACUUGAUCCCAGACCAGGAUCAAGGUUUGUGCUUCCAAAUGUGGUAUUUCAUGUAUGGAACGGAAGUCAAGACGUUGGAAGUACGAGCCAAAGAUCUGACCGAGGUGGUUUGGGAGGCCUCUUACAGCCAAGGCCCUUCAUGGAAGAAAAUGAUCUUGCAUUUUGACGACGUGAAACCGUUCACAAUUGGAAUUCGAGCAUUCACGGGGAACGGGGACCAAGGGGACAUUGCUAUUGACGACAUCAUUGCUUAUGCUGGUCAAUGUCAGGAAUCCCUCGAGUUCUGUGAUUUUGAACAAGACAUGUGUGAAUUCCACGUGGGCCCUGAGAGCGAAUCUUUGCAUUGGAGGAGAGUAAGGGCGGACGAUGCUGAUCACGAAUCCCCAUUGAAGGAUCACACUUUAAAUACCGGAUAUGGGCAUUUCGCUACCACUGAAGUCAAGCAAGCUAAUACUUCAGUGAGUGGCACUUUAACCACACGCUCCUAUCCAAGUGGAACCAUUUGCGUCGACUUUUGGUACUUUUUCUCUGGAGCAUCCCAAAAAUUGGAAAUUCUGAAACGGGCCAGUCUGGACUCGGAUCCAGUGGAACCGCCUCUUUUAAUCAUGGAAUACCUCCAAGCCCACUUCUGGAUGAAACAACGCGUACGGUUGGAAGAGGAGUCGGACUUCAUGCUAACCUUUCGAGCCAUUUUGAAUUUGGAUCAAUUAGAGGGGCAAUCGAUGAGCCUGGAUGACGUGGCCUUUGUCACAGAUUGCGAACCGAGUUCCGACAACGGAAGUUGCGACUUUGAAUUCGACACAUGCGGAUGGUCUCCCUAUGUUUGGGACGAACUACAUUGGAUACAGGCAUUUGGACAGGUUCACCCUGAAUUCGGACCACACGUGGACCACACACAAUCGAAUGAAUUUGGCCGCUAUUUGUAUGUUGCCUCUGAUCCCAACUCAGGUUAUGGAGCGGCCAUAGCAUCUCCUGUCUUUCCAAACGCCGACAAGUGUUUCACGGUGUGGACAUGGCAAGAGAACGAAGUCACGGUUCGACUGGAUAUCAUCUCUGGUUUGACGCGAUCUGGCCUCCCUGUGGGACCAAUCUCUCCCACUCAAAAUGGAAUUUGGGCGCAAGUGGCUCUUCAAUAUGACAUGGUGUUUCCAGAAUCGAAAACGGUGUUCUUUGAAAUUCACGCCAACUUUAGAGGAGUAUUGGCUAUGGUUGCCAUUGACGACAUUGUUAUCGAGGAUGGACUGUGUUCAGACGUGGGAUUCACCACCACCAUGAAUCCGUGUAUUUUGGAAUGUGAUGGCCAUUGCAUUGGAGAGGGGCAAGUUUGUGACUUCACUUCAGAUUGUGUAAAUGGACAAGACGAAGCUAAUUGCAGCAACGAUUGCGAUUUCGAGGCUGAAAAUGGUGACGGUGAUCCUUGUGGAUACGAAGGUGAUCCAAACGGAUUGUGGCGAUGGACAUUGAUUCAUGCCGGAGAUGAACCCAAUUUUGGGCCGCCAUCUGAUCACUCUUUCAGGGACCAAGACAAUACCGGGCACUACUAUUGUAUAGUCCAAGGCGAUGACCAAAACAUUGACAAUGAAGAAGCUUCUCUGACUUCAGCAACCUUCCAGCAAGCUUACUACACGUGCAAGAUCAAAUUCUGGUACCACAUGGCUAACAGCACCGAUUCUGCUCGGGAAUAUCGAGGCCCAGAGUCUCGCUUGAAACUCAAUGUUGUGCAUAAGGAUUUCGAGUCACCGAUAUUUCAUGUCAAAGGCGAUCAAGGAUACCAAUGGCACGGGGUGUUACUUCAAGUAGGACAUGUGGAGCAGCCGUUCAAGAUCCGAUUCCAAGGGUCUAUUGCGGAUGGCGAGCAUUUGGCCCUGGACGAUGUGGAACUCGUGGAUUGCGGAUUGCCACCAAUUGCGGAGGAUUGCCUUCUGGAAAAUCAGUUCCAGUGUCAACGUGGAUCCUGCAUUUCCCAAGACUUCCUGUGUAACUUUGAGGACGAUUGUGGUGAUUGGAGCGACGAGGACGAGGCGCUGGCUCAUUGUCAGGAUUAUGUUGGGAGAUGUUCUUUCGAAGACGGGUCCAUUUGUGACUGGAUCACCCCAUCAGAUGGGGUUGAUGGGGAAGAAGAAGACAACAAUAGUUUGUCUUGGACAAUCACAUCAGGCCUAGACACCGAAAUGGGACCCUUCCAAGAUCAUUCAACGAAUAGCCCAAAGGGUAAUUUCUUGUAUAUUGACACCACGAAGAGCAAGCAAAGCGUCAUUGAAAGCCCACCAAUUUACUGGAACAAGUCUUAUGUCACGCCAAACGGAGGAGAGAACUUGCCCUGUCUAUUUCGCAUGUACUACUACUUUUAUGGAUCCGAUUUAGCUUCUCUGGAGGUGAUUGCAACCACCUAUGAAAACGGGCCCUAUCAAACCCUUUGGAUGCACGACGAGAGUGUGGGAUUAUUCUGGGAGUACAAAGAGAUUCUUCUCCGUGAAAUCGACGGCCUGAAAUUGAGGGUGGUGGCCAAGACGCAAUUAGAUGCCAAGAUUGGCAUUGCUCUGGACGAUCUCUCUUUCUCGUCCAAUUGUCGGCCUCUGGAAAAACCACUCCCCCCUUUUGUAACUGAGGCACCGCCCACUCCCGCCCCGUGUGAACCGAAUCAAUACGAGUGCUCCGAUCAGGCAUGCAUUAUGAUGGACUCGGUUUGCAACUUUGCAUAUGACUGUAGUGACGGUGGUGAUGAGCAUUUUUGUGCUCAAUGCGACUUUGAACCUCCUCCAGAUGGUUGGGGAUUGUGCGGAUGGUCCGAUAUCAGCACUGGAUUCCUUCGUUGGGAGCUGAGAAAUCUCGAGCCCAUUUUCCGGCAAGGGCACGGCAUGCAAGUUGAAGAAAAUGUGGGUGGAGUCAGUGACAAAGCCGUCUUGAGAUCCCCCAAACUAGGAGCGGUCCAAUCACAAUGUCUCAUGAGCUUUGAAUACGUGAAGAACGGAGGAGGAGAUGGGAGGGUCCAAUUAACGCUGGAUCUGAUCACCUCCGAUGGCGAGAGAGUUCAUAUUUGGAAUGAGCAAAAUGAUCCCGGAAGUGAAGUACAACUCCAAGAAAUAGUCAUUGGUCAAAGAGAUCCUGGAUGGAGGUUAGAAUUCAUAGGAUUGUUCAUCUACGACCAAGCCAUCGUGGUGGUGGACAAUGUCCAGUUCACCAAUUGUACUCAACCCCCACCCGAGGAAUGCCAAAAUGGCCAAUUCACGUGUCAAAAUGGAGGCUGCGUGGCACAAACCGAGUUGUGCGAUUUCUCCAAUGAUUGCGGGGAUGGCUCGGACGAAGCACCCAUCUUGCAAGAAUGCCGUAAAUACGUGGACCGGUGCUCUUUUGAAAAGGAUUGGUGCCAAUAUGAAACCGACUCAGAGUCUGACGUUGAAAUUCGAUUGGUCUCUCCUAGUACCACCACUGAGGGAGAAGGUCCGGGAGAAGAUCAUACGUUAGGACUACCUGAGGGCCACUUCCUUUUUGCCAAGGGCUCUAAUAACGUAACAGCCAAAGCCCGGAUUCAUGGCCAAACUAUGAGACCAGCUGUUCGAUCUGACAGUUGUGUGUUCCGAUAUUGGUAUCGCUUUGAUGAUGAUCGUAGCAAAAUCCAACUCUUUACUAGGGACGUAAAUUCGGGGGAGGAGCAGCCUUUGGGGGUCCAGCAUGGAUCGGAGGAGUUUGGUUGGAUCCGUGGCAAGACAGAUUAUUUGACAUGGACGCACAAUUGGGAGCUGGUCAUCGAAGUUGUGAAAGGCGUUGGAAUCGGAUCUGAAGUUGGCUUGGACGAUUUCAGCUUUACCCCUGGAUGUGAACCAUUCCAUUCAGGAUCUGCUUGCUUUGAUAAUGAAUUCGACUGCGGAAACUUCAUUUGCAUUCCCAAGGAACAAGUGUGCGACUUCGUUCCGCAAUGCCCUAAUGGUGUGGACGAAGCCUUGUGUCCAACUAAGUGUGCAUUUGAAAACAACACCUGCUUUUGGGAAGAGGACAGUAACGUGGAAAUGGAUUUCCAUUGGGUCAUUGCGUCAGCUAAUAACCCAGAAAACGGAACAGACAUUCAUGGACCAAUUCAAGAGCAGGAGGGCAACUUCCUCUUUUUAUUGUAUCGUUCAGAAUCUGGAUUAGAUCUGGGAACGGUCUCUCCGAAAAUUACAAGCCAAGGAUAUCGAAAUGCGGCAAGUACUUGUCAAUGGCAUUUCUGGGCCUUCAUUAAUGGAGACACAGGAUCAUUCAUUGAGGCUGUGCUUUUGGAUCUGGAAAUGAAAACGACCGUACCUCUUAUGGUCUUUGGACAGAACGAUCAAGUGAAGAGUGACACUUGGGCCCAUGUUUCAAUCGGUUUGGGGCGUCGGCAACACAAAUUCGAGUUGGUUCUCCAAAGGGAAAGUAAUAUUCACUACGAUGCCGGCGUUGCUUUUGACGAAUUUGUCCUAGAUCGUUGCGCCAUUCCACAAAAGCCCUCCGGAACUUGCGAUAGCACGUCCUUCAUUUGCGCGACCACUGAGUAUUGCUUGUCAAUUGACCAUGUAUGCGAUUUCGUGGAUGACUGCGGGGAUGGCUCAGACGAGAAGGACUGCUUUGAUUCGCCGCUACAACAGAACUUUGAGUUCUCGUUCGAGGAGUCUAUUUUUGCCAAUGACCCUGACAACGAUUUCCAAUGGGACAUUCUCCAGCCUCAAGUGCUUCCCAAAGGAACCAUGCCUUCGUUCGAUCAUACUACUGGCACUCAAAACGGGCAUUAUUUGGCUCCCAAAGAUGUACAACAACUCGAAGCAAAGUCUAAGGGGUCCAUUCAUUCCGUACCCCUCGAAGCUAAUCAGAAAUGCACCGUUCGCUUUUACGCUCACAUGUUGGGAUCGGACAUUGGACAAUUGACCAUCUAUCACAGAUAUGAGGACGGGACUUUGUUUGAGUAUGUGCCUGAUCUGAAUGGCGAGGACAACGUGAACGAAUGGACGUUCCAAGUAGUUAAAUUUGACGUCCAAAGCCCAUUUCAAUUCGUUCUUCAAUACAUGAUGCUCCAAGAAGGCAAGUCCAACAUUGCCAUAGAUGACAUUUCAUUCACAAAUGACUGCAAAAUCUACAAUGGACCGUGGAAUGGCGGUGGAAGCUGCGAUGGGGACCAAUUUACUUGUACACAUAGUCGGCAAUGCAUUCCAAAGUAUGAUGUAUGCAACUUCCGUCCUGAUUGCGGUCCAACCGAUUUAAGCGACGAGGCAGGGUGCCCAUUGGAUUUUUGCACAUUUGACGAUGAAACCACUUGCGGAUGGCGGGUUCACUCAGACGGAUCCGAAAUUGGAUGGGAAUUGGCCACAGGCGCCGAAGAAACGGACUCGUCGGCACCCAAGCCCGAUGUAGAUGUCACUGAAGGUUCUGAAGAGGGAGUUUACGUUUGGGCCAAACCCUCUGAUGAGGUUUCUGGAGGGCUGCAAUCGCAUUUGUACACAUCUCAGUUCGGAGAAUUGGCGCCACAAUGCAAGCUCGUUUUCUUCUACUGGAUGAAUGGCACAGAUCUUGGAACACUAUCGGUUACUAUUCAAAACAAUCUGAAUCAAGUGCUCAUUUGGAUGGAAAGUGGCAAUCACGGGCCGUUGUGGCGUGAACAAAUCAUCUUUAUUGGUCACAAAGCUUUCUUCUCUCUGAGUAUCAAUGUGGAACGAGGAGAUGCCUAUGGCGGCUCCAUGGCCAUUGAUGGGAUCAGCUUUGCGGAUUGCCGGCCGGAAGAUCCUCUGCCUCCGGGUCAAGAAUGCCCGCGUCCAGAGACAGAUUUCCGUUGCCAGAACCUGGAGCAAUGUUUGGCAGAGGAGUUGGUGUGCGAUUUCGCGGAAGACUGCAUGGAUGGCUCUGACGAACGUUAUGACACUUGUGUUGGCUACAAGAACCGAUGUGAUUUUGAAGUUGACUUGUGCGAUUGGACCAACGAUAAAGAUGAUGACCUCGAUUGGACGUUGGUCAAGGCCAGUGGAAAUCCCAUAAGAGCGGGACCUGAUGUGGACCAUACGUCCAUGAUGGCUGGAGGUCAGUACCUGUUUGCGGAUAUAAACUCUCCGGAUGAGAGUGGCGGGAAAGCUAGAUUGAGCUCCAAGGUCUUCCAAAGUGGGAGACGUAAAUGCAUGCUUCGAUUUUUCUAUUUCUUCCCUGAUGGCAAUGACCACGAGCUGAUAAUCUAUAAGCGGUUCAGUUAUGAUGAGAAUGGUCUGAAAGAAAUCAUGCAAAUCAAGGAGGCCUCGUCCAGCUUCUGGAAUUCGGGACAAGUAUCAUUAGAUGAUGAGACCGUGGAUGAGAAUCAAGAUUUUCAAUUAGUGAUAGAGGCCAACUUUCUGACCAAUACGACUGUGACCUCUUUGGCUCUCGACGACCUCUCAUUCAACUUGGAGUGCACACUCAGUCACAAUCAAGAACUUCCAGGAGGGUCUUCGACCACGCCCAAGCCAACUGAUUGCGGCGAAGAAGGCCGCCUUUCGUGUGGUAACGGUCAAUGUUACACCGAGGAGCAAGAGUGUAAUUUCCAACAAGAUUGCGACAACAACGAAGAUGAAAAGUCAUGCUCCUACUCUUGUGACUUCGAGAACUCAUGGUGUCAUUGGUUUGAAAGUGACGGUUCGGCUACAUGGGAAUCGAGCACGGACAAUGGUGAUCACACGGUUGGAGGAGUGACUCAUCUGGCCAUUCAGAAUGGUGACCCGCAAGCACCUGCUGGACGGAGUGCUAUCCUCAGAUCGACCUUGUUCCACGAUUCGGGCUCCAAAUGCGCACUCACCUUCUGGUUCAGAACGAAGCAAGAUGGCCAAAAAUAUCCGCCGGCCGUCAAAGCUAUCAUGAAAACCGUUUAUGGCUCUCAUGAGCUCUUUGUCCACCAACACACCAAUGAGGAGGCCACUUGGAUUCAAGGCCGUGGUGAGAUUGGACAAGCCAAAGAGUUGGAACUCAUGAUUCAAGGUAGUCUUGGUGGCGGGUUGUCCUACGUAAAUAUCGAUGACGUGGCUUUGGAGAGUUGUGAUGCGGAUCAAGAGAUCAUAUUUUGUUCAGACUUGGAGUUCCAAUGUCUCAGCCAAGAUCAAUGCAUUCCAAGACAAUACCGUUGUGACGAGAAAUUCGACUGCUUGGACAAGAGUGAUGAAUCCAAGUGCCCGAAUGUGGCUGGAGAUUGUGCUUUCGACAACGACAGGUGGACUCCUGAAACUUGCCAUUGGACCCAAUUGUCAAACGAUGAAUUCGAUUGGCGCUGGGCAAGCCAAGUGGAUAACGGACCAGAUAAUGGACACUACAUCCUGGACGGUCGGCGGAGCCUUGAUAACUUCUUCAUUUUUGCUCCGGCCAAGAACAUCACCGAAGGCUACACCGCAGCUAUAGCCACGCCCUCGUUCCCCAGUUCGAACAUGGUGUGUUUUGUCCGAUUCUGGUAUUUCAUGCAUUAUGAGGAGCUUCUGGGCGAACCUGAUGGAAUGGGCCGACUCAACGUUUAUCUUGAAGAAAUGGAAAGCGGACGCAUGCUCAAGUUGUUUGCAGCCAUUGGAUUGAAACCAAAGGGUUGGCAGUAUGAGUCCAUCGAAUUAGGAUCGACUAUGGAGUUCCGUGUCGUAUUUGAGGCUAUCAAAGGCAUGAAUGAUAAGGCCAUCAUUGCAUUGGACGAUGUGACCUUCACUCCCGAGUGCGAAACCGGAGGUUCGCCCACGACGCCAUCUCCUUGUCAACCAGAGGAAUACCAAUGUUCAUCCGAUAAUGAAUGCAUUCCACUUGUUUUUGUCUGCGAUUGCAAUCCAGAUUGCUCAAUGGGCGAGGAUGAAAAGAAUUGCGAUCCCGAUCCGAACUGUCCAACCACCAUGGAAACCACACAACCAAGCUCAUCGUCUUCCACACAAGAGACUUCCACGACUGUAACAACGCCAGAGGGUCCCCUUUGUGACCAAGAACACUUCGAUUGUGGCGGAAGUACGUGCAUCCCAUCAUUUUAUCUCUGUGAUGGAGUAUCAGAUUGUUCCAACGGGAUUGACGAAGAUCGUACUUUCUGUCCCACGCAACCUUGUGAACCGGAUUAUUACUUUUGCCAAAAUGCGAACCUUCAACAUCCGUGCCUUGGCAUCAACUUUCAAUGCAAUGAUCAAAUUGACUGUGACAACGGUUCAGACGAGUCCGUGUGCGGGUACUGUCCCAAAGACUACUGUCUAAAUGAAGGGCAUUGUUCUUUGUCGACCCGUGGAGUUCCUGUUUGCGAGUGCGAGGAUUCGUGGGAGGGAAACCGUUGCCAGUUGGGAGAUGAAGACAACGAUGUCAAUCGAAUGAGUCUUGACGUCAUUAUUCCUGUUGUUGCGAUAAUUCUAGUUCUCGGAGGAGGGGUGGCUGGUUACGUCGUUUAUCGACGGCAAAAGACCAAAACUUCUUCAGACACGAGCGAAAGGGGCUUUGUGAACCCGUUUUUACGCGGCCCAAUCCUUGAAGACGAAAUUGGCAUACUUGAAGAGUUCCAAAUGGACGAACUUGGAGGAGCAGGCGCGAGUUUCAGCGACAGGUCUUCGAAAGCGAGAAAAAUUGGGGACAAAGAUUCCAAGAAAGAGGAUAGUCAUGAUGCUCCUCCAGUUCUGGAUGGUCCCAUGAGUGUGGAAAAUCCCAUGUUUUUUGGACAGUGAUCUUAAUGAAGUGUAAAAUUGCAGAAUAAUGUUGAACCGAAAAAUACACAAGGAAAAAGGGCAUCGUUAUUGAAAGGAGCAAACAAAAUGUUUGAAGAUUGAGUCAGAAAUAUACCUUCUCUAGCGGUAUAUUCACGACCGAUUGACGAGCUUAUGAUUGAAUUUGAAGGCCAAACAUGUCUCUCCACAUCUUACGAAAGAUUUGGGCUGCCUGAAAUGUUCAUUCGCAAGAGUUCAUCUCAUGGGGCAUUUUGUGUAUAUGAACAUGCUAUUGAUAGAAAUACAAGAAUAUGAGGGUA
Messenger RNA from Tigriopus californicus, 11511 nucleotides. Its product is annotated as MAM and LDL-receptor class A domain-containing protein 1-like. Bases 8 to 11212 code for a protein of 3734 amino acids. The record is from RefSeq and is a predicted model, not a curated record. Lineage: Eukaryota; Metazoa; Arthropoda; Copepoda; Harpacticoida; Harpacticidae. Gene Ontology annotation, molecular function: protein binding. The transcript is spliced from 28 exons. Gene Ontology annotation, cellular component: membrane.